AUGCCAAAGUCUUGCAGGAAGUGGCUAAAAGAGUUCUUCCGGGGUCGUGGUACAGCGUCGCCGGCUUCGUCUAGCGCGCAGUCAGUGGACGUCCAGUCCGAGCAGAAACCCGCGCAACAUGGAUCGAAAGCGUCUUCAAUUAUUGCAGCAAAGCCAUGCGCUCCUCUCUCCCCGUCUGCCGCCGACCCUCAGGCAGCCCGACCCAGCACAGAGGCGGCGAUAACAGAUUGUCGCCAGCUAACUGCAGCGUCACAAUCUUCGUCUCCAGAACUCCCCGUCGAGCCCCAAAACAAGCCAACAGCGACCGAGUUUACAGAACAACCAACCCCUGCCAUUUCCACGUCUGAGAGGUUGUGGAACGCCGCGUACGACAGCCUUGAGUUGGAGGAUGCAGAGCUUGUCGGGUCGUACGUGAAAAUUCUGGAGAAAGUUCUCGGCGGCGAGACCAGUGAGCCCUCCACAGCCGACGCCCGAGCUAAGCUGGAGGAUCCAACCACGCGACAAAAGCACAUGAAGGAGUUGGUUCAAAAGGGCCAGGAGAAAAUAUCCAAGGCUUCUAGGAUAACUGCCGGGGUGGGAGAUGUCGCCGAUUUCGUCCUGUCCGCCAAGGAAAUGGUCGAUUUGGUACUCCAAAGCGUGCCCCAAGCCGCGCCGGCUGCACUUCCAUGGGCCGGUGUUUGUCUUGGGCUGCAGAUGCUGCGGAAUCCUGCACAAGCGACAAGAACCAACCUUGCCGGUAUCGCCCACGUUAUCUCCAGAAUGGAUUGGUAUUGCGCCCUGACCAAACAUCUCCUGGACGAGAACAACAGCAACGAGUUCAGUCCGGUCCUCAAUCAGCUGGAGAAGAGGGUUCGCGAGCUCUAUAAAGCUCUUCUCCUGUACCAGAUGAAGAGUGUUUGUUCGUAUUAUCGCAACCAAAGUCUUGGUUUCCUUCGCGCCAUGCUCAGUUUGGACGAUUGGGACGGUGAUCUGGGGCUCGUCAUCACUGCAGAAGCGGCUGUUCAGGAUGAUGCAGCCCAAUACUCCCAAGAGCUGACGAAAUCUUCCCUGGGGGCACUCGUCAAGCGCGCUAAGGACAUGGAAGAGCGACUCGGCGAUAUCCAUCGGGACAUUCGGGACUUCAUCUUGCUGCAGAAGGAUGCCCGCAAGGAUGAUAUCGAGUCAGAAUGCCGCAGAGAUCUCCGUAUCGUUGACCCGCAACACGAUAUGGAGCGGAUCGAGAAGAGCAAGGAUGAGUUGCUCAACGACGCGUUCAAGUGGAUCCUUCGCACCCCAGAGUACGCGGCGUUCACCAGCUGGGAUGACGCCGGAUCCGAUUACCCGCCACGUCGAUUGCUUUGGAUUAAGGGAUAUGCUGGCACGGGCAAAACGAUGCUUAUGAUCGGUAUCAUCCGCCAACUCUCCAGUCAACCGGCCACGAUAGCACCAGGGGUUUCCUUCUUCUUUUGCCAGGGCACAGACACGGCCCUGAACAACGCCACAGCCGUCCUCCGGUCGUUGAUCUGGCUUCUCCUUCUCCAGCAGCCACAUCUCAUAUCGCAUAUACUUCAAAAGUAUAAAGAUUCAGGCGCCGGACUCUUCAAGGACAAAAAUGCCUUCUACGCCCUGUCAGAGGCAUUUCGGAAUAUGCUGAAAGAUCCUCUACUUCAGCCUGUGUACCUCGCUGUCGACGCACUUGAUGAGUGUGCGGAGGACCGACCGGAACUCAUCCGUCUCAUUUCGACGUCCCUCGCUCUCUCCCAGAAGGUGAAAUGGCUGCUUUCUAGCCGUCCAGAAGUCGACCUUCUCACCGAGCUCAAGAAUCUGGGCACCGACUCUCUAGAUACGUCGGAGACCCUUGUCGAACUGGAUACUCACAUUCUGGCAGAGCCUGUCAACGCAUACAUCAGCCACAAGCUCAUACUCCUCAAACGCAAAAAAGGAUACAACGACAGCGUUUUAGCCGAGGUAUCACAUGAAGUCCACGAACGAGCAGAGAACAUCUUCCUGUGGGUAGCUCUCGCGUUCAAAGUUCUCGACACAGUGCAUGGACAUUCCGCCGUCAAGCGCAUCAGAGAGAUACCUCCUGGCUUGUCGAAGUUGUAUGAUCACAUGAUGACCAGGAUUGAGAGUGGAGAACUGUUAGAUCCCCAAGACUGUAAAACGGUUUUGGCGGCCACAACUCUUUCCUUCCGUCCUCUUUCACUCUGCGAGCUUGCCGCACUUGUUGAUUUACCACUUGAUGUUGCGGAAACGGCUAUUGAGAUGUGCGGCUCGUUCCUUACGGUCAUCGGAGAAAACGUCAAUUUAAUCCACCAGUCGGCCAAGGACUACCUAGAGAGGAAUUUCACAUUGAAGCUUCAGCCAGCUGGGGUUGCACAAGGGCAUGCGAACAUCGGCAAGCGCUCAAUUGACGCUAUGUCCUCCGACUUAAGGCAAAACAUGUACAAUCUCGACUUCGGCUUCAAACCAAACGAUAUGAACCCCCCCCAUCUAGACCCAUUAGCACGAAUACGGUACCCUUGCAUGUUCUGGGCCGACCAUCUCUACUUCCGGAACGACGAGAACCCUGAGAGUUCAAGAGAGCUAACGGAUAGCGGAAAGGUGUUUGGGUUUCUGAAGGAACACCUUCUCCACUGGCUUGAGGCUUUAUCUCUACUGGGAAAACUCUCAGAUGGGGUAUUAUUGAUAAGAAAGCUUCUGCACGCUGCCCAGGUCAGUUGA
Dichotomopilus funicola is the source of this 2703-nucleotide messenger RNA. RefSeq lists its product as uncharacterized. NCBI's taxonomy places the organism in Eukaryota, Fungi, Ascomycota, Sordariomycetes, Sordariales, Chaetomiaceae. The coding region runs from base 1 to 2703 and encodes 900 amino acids. The transcript has 3 exons. The record is from RefSeq and is a predicted model, not a curated record.